AUGCUGAAAUCGGACAACCUCCAAUCAGUGUUGAGCCUGUAUAAGUUGAAGAAGCGUUUACAGUUACAGUGGAUGGUCUUCCGUCUCACCGCGACCGGAUCCAUAAGGACCACAAGGAAUAGAAGAAGGAUUGCUGGUGUUGAAAUCCAUAAAAAUCCUCAUUCUUGUAGCUCCCAGUUUGGCGGUUACCGGAACUGUAAAUGA
Molecule: messenger RNA, 204 nt
Organism: Stylonychia lemnae
Lineage: Eukaryota; Ciliophora; Spirotrichea; Sporadotrichida; Oxytrichidae
Source: the annotation of a GenBank genome assembly